AUGAAUCACAUCAGUGUAUCGCAGGAGCCGACAGGCGUCUACUUUGCUGCUCUCUACGCUGAAACUCUGACAUACGGGAUAUACUGCCCAUUAUUCGCGUUAUGCAUGCUCAAGCUCGGUCGUGACAUUAAUGCCAAAGAUUCGAACCUGCGCCGUGCCAAACGCCCUAAAGUGCUGCUCAUCUGCCUUACAAUCAUGAUGUUCUGUGUUGGUACAACACACUCUGCAAUCUUCCUCCGACAAGCGUCAACAUCGACUGACGUGGAGAUGGUCUCCAAACAUCGAAGCCGCGAGCGAUACGAAUACAGCAAACUACUACUAGGGGUCGUCAACUGCCUCCUGGGGGAUCUUAUAAUACUGUACACCGCAUUCAGGAUGGAAACCAUCAUAGGACGUACGCGCCCUUCGUCUUGCUCGACACCCGGUUGCACGAGAAUCAUUCUCUACAUAUUUCCCAGUCUCUUUCUCUUAGCUUCCCUCGUUACAGGAAUAGGGAUGCUCUCGACCUGUGAUGGUGUAGAUGUUAUCGCCGGUCAAGUUCAGAGCCCCAGUCUGCGUAGUUGGCCUGGUGCUUGGCUGUCAUUGGUCCUCGCUACUAAUGUCAUCUCUACGCUCGUCUUUGCGUACGAAUACACCACGCGAGGGAUGCAACACAAGGCCGAACGUGUACUCUACUGCUGUAUGAUUGCCAUUCUACUAGUCCUUUUCAUCGUGAACGUGAAUGUACGAUAUGUAUUCAGCCAUAUCCUUCCUCAGCUUGCGGGUAUAUACCCUACAGGAGUUGUCGUCGUCGUCGCUAUUAGCACGAAUGACCCUGCUAUAAACCUCUUACCUCUUCGUACACGGGCUUGA
Messenger RNA from Peniophora sp. CBMAI 1063, 852 nucleotides. The record is from the annotation of a GenBank genome assembly. Lineage: Eukaryota; Fungi; Basidiomycota; Agaricomycetes; Russulales; Peniophoraceae.